Molecule: messenger RNA, 4567 nt
Organism: Pyricularia grisea
Lineage: Eukaryota; Fungi; Ascomycota; Sordariomycetes; Magnaporthales; Pyriculariaceae
Exons: 2
Coding region: 106-4401 (1431 amino acids)
Biological process (GO): lipid metabolic process
Molecular function (GO): phosphoric diester hydrolase activity; polygalacturonase activity
Source: RefSeq, a predicted model, not a curated record
GUUUACUUUCUUUCAAGGUUUUUUUUUUUUUUUUUUUGUCAUUUUGUAUAUUCGUUUUCUUUUGUUAUUGUUUUCCCAUAAUCCGUCACCAUCAUCACUGUCGUGAUGGCGUACGGCACUCUCAUCUUCUGGGCGCUAUGCCUAGUGCCGCAACACGCCCUCGCGGUAAACCACAUCGACAGUGAACAGUAUGCGAUUGGGUCAGAAGCUUGGAAGCGAGCAGGAGACCACUUGAACGAACACGUCCCGGACCUGGCCCUUCACAAACGCCAGAUAAGAACCGCCGAUGCAAUCCCCCUCCGCGUCAGGGGUGCAACCCAAUCAGAUAUCGAUGCCGCUCGGGACAUUGUCCAGGUCGCCAUGGCCGAAGCCGGCGUGCGCAACCAGAAGCGCAUGCUACAUCCGGCCCGCAACAUGUACUACGCCGAUCAGGUAUUCGAGUCGACGCUCCAGAAGCGCGACGAGACGGUUCCACAGCUACUGAAAGUGUCAGAAGAGACAGCUUCAGCCGCUGCGCUUUUGGCUGAGGCGGACUCGCUCAAGUCUCGCCCAUCACUGGCAAAGAGGACGGCCAAUGGCAAGACCAAGUUUUGGAUGGAGAACAUUGCGCGCAAGGGCUCCAUGCCUUGGGGAGAUGAUCCGGACUACCAGGUCUUUCGAAACGUUAAGGACUUUGGCGCCAAGGGCGACGGCAUCCACGAUGACACUUUUGCCAUCCGACGCGCCAUCCUCGCCGCGUCCAGCAAGAAGCCUGAAGUCAACGUCCGCUGCACGGGUGAUUGUGCAGGUUCGACGACACAGAAUGCCAUUGUUUACUUUCCUUCAGGCACUUACCUUGUCAGUGGUACGAUCCCAGCUUUGCCAGCGACACAGCUCGUUGGCGAUGCCACCAACCCGCCAACUCUCAAGGCCGCCCCAUCGUUUCUUGGGCUAGGAGUUAUCUCGACAAAGGAGUACCGCGAUAAUGCCAACGUCACCAAGAUCAAGGAAAAGCGAGACGACUCGAACGGGGCUUCCACGGCGGCUGGCGAUAGCUUCUAUCGUCAAAUCAGGAACUUCAUUGUAGACAUUACUUCGGCACCACAGGACGGUUACAUCAGCGGCAUACACUACCAUACAUCUCAAGCGGCAUCGCUCUCUUUUGUGGAGGUCCGCGCGACCACCCUCAGAAGCAAUCCGAACACGACACAGAUAGGAAUAUUCUCUGAGAAUGGCAGCGGAGGUCAAAUCAGCGAUUUGACCGUUGUAGGAGGAAAAGUUGGCUUUUAUGGAGGGAACUCACAGUUCACCGCCCAGCGCAUCAAGUUCCGCGAAUGUGGUACGGCGGUCCGACUUCUCUGGGACUGGAGCUGGGUAUGGAAGAGUGUGGAAAUUGCAAACUGCAACAUCGGGUUCCAGCUCCACGGCGACGACACCUUGAACAGUGAGAGCGAACCCAGUGGCUAUCUGGGAUCUAUCCACGUCAUGGACUCGACCUUCGACAAUGUCGCCACCGCCGUCCGCAAUGCCCCUGCCUCGCACGAGCCUGGCCAAGAGACCACCAGCAUUACUCUUGACAACGUUGCCUUUACCGGGCGGGUGGAACAUCGGGUCUGGGACGGAGAGAAAGAGUAUGUGCAGGGAACGCCCAGUAAACUCGACACGUGGACUUUGGGCGCCUUGUACUUGGAUCCUUCCAAGCGUGAUCUGUCUCUUGGUUUCGAGCAUGAGACUCGUCGCGAAGAGAGCCUCACUGGAAACAAGACGACCUCUUCGUUGCCCAAAAAGGCAUACUUUGAGCGCCCUAAGCCUCAAUACACCGACAUCCUCGCCGACAAGUGGGUACACACCAAGGACUCAUGCAAAGGAGACGGCAAGACAGAUGACACAUCGUGUCUGCAGAAGGUUUUGGACAAGAGAGGCUACAUCUUUGUCGAUGCAGGCGUCUACAUGCUGUCCAACACCAUCACGAUCCACCCCGACACUUUCAUCAUCGGCGAGGCGUGGUCCCAGCUCGUCGCCCAGGGCCCAAAGUUCUCCGACUCCGGCCGGCCACUACCGAUGAUCCGAGUCGGCAACAAAGGCGACAAGGGCUCAGUGGAGAUGCAGGACCUGCUCUUCACAACCAAGGGCGCCACCGCCGGCGCCAUCCUCGUCGAGUGGAACAUCAAGGCCGACGGGGAGGGCAAAGCCGGCAUGUGGGACUGCCACGCCCGUGUCGGCGGUGCCAAAAACACCAAGCUGACGCCCAAGGAGUGCCCCUCAUCGCCCUCGGGCGGUAGCAAGCGAGAGUGUCACGCCGCCGCCCUGAUGAUGCACAUCACCCCAGGCGCAUCGGCCUACCUCGAGAACGUUUGGCUGUGGGCCGCAGACCACAUGAUCGACGGUGCCUCUCCUGGCCGUGCCGUCAGCAACUCGGUGUAUGCGGCACGUGGCAUGCUCGUCGAGAGCAGCGAUCCUACGUGGCUUUAUGGCACUUCGGCGGAGCAUGCCGGUCUGUAUCAGUACAACUUUUACAGGAGCAAAAAGGUCCUUGCGGCCAUGAUCAGAAUCGAGACGCCGUUUUUCCAGGCUGAGAGGCCGAUGCUGGUCCAGAGAGGUAUCACUUCGAUGUUUUCGGGGGACCCGAUCUGCACGGCGGAUAAUCUUUGCGGAAAGGCUCUGGGAGCUAUCGUCAAGGGCACUAAGGAUGUCACCAUUGCUGGGGCCGACUUAUUUUCUGGUUAUAACAAGGACAAUAAGAACUGCGCCACCAACAACUCCUGUCAGAACACAGCGGUAGUUGCGGACGACAACCAGAAUCUGCAGAUGGGUAACGUCGUGUCAGUCGGUGCCAACAACACCAUCGUAUCAGACAAGAAGGCCAUCCCGGCCAAGGACAACGUCGCCACCAACACGAAUCCAAAAUGGUCACAGAUCAAUUCAGUCGCUAGUGUGCAAUCCGCCCGUGACGUGGGGUCCUGCCGCAACAUUGACGCCUGGCCAGCCAAGCCCGGCGAUGGCAAGUACUUUGACCCCAUCAAGUCCAAACUGCCCAUGGUGUACCCCAAGAUGUUUGUCAGCAUGGUCAACGGCUCCCCCCUGCGCUUCAACAACAUUCAGAAGAACAGCUACCAGAUCAAGCCGUUCGACUUUUCCAACGUCGACCCGGGCUUCAGUCCCCAGGCUUCGUUAGAGUACGGACCCGGUACGUUCACCGACUGCAACGGCGAGGCCGGGUAUCAGCUAGACGGGACGGGCAACAAGUUCCAGAUCCGGGCGACGACGAACAGCAAUGACAAGGACAACAAGAUGCGCACGCAGUACAAGUUUGACUUUCCCGUCAACGGCGUCAAGCAAGGCGCCAUUUACGAGAUGAGCUCGCGUGGCAACGACCGCGCGGUGAACUUUGUACUGACGGGCAGCGACAAGGUCGGGUAUUGGAGCAGCAUCAGCCCGCCCGUAGCAUGGAUGACGGAGCUGCUCCCCAUCAUCGGCGGGCGCAAGAUUCGCCACAUCACCAUGCUGGGGUCGCACAACGCGGGCAUCUCGGUCAGGACGGGCGGCACCAUCGGGCCAUCGGAGGCGUCCAUCUGCCAGGGCGUCGACAUCCUCGGGCAGCUGCAGGCCGGGUCGCGGUGGUUCGACGUGCGACCUGUGAUCGGAAACGGCGGACAGCUUCUUACGGGUCACUACAGCGGGCAAAAGGCGCCCGUGUUUGGCAUCAGCGGCCAGUCGAUCGACGACAUUGUCAGCAACGUCAACGCCUUCACCAAGGACAACGCGGAGCUCGUGGUGCUGUCGCUGACGCACGCGAUGCAGACGGACGAAAAGUACCGCGACCUCAACGACGGCGAGUGGGACCGCGUGUUCGACGCCAUGGAGAAGCUCGACAACCGCUGCGGCGGACUCAAGGGCCAGAUCCCGGACAUGAAGCUCGGGGAUCUGAUCGGCAAGGGCAAAGCCUGCGUGAUCGUCCUCGCCGACGGCGGCAAGGUGCGGCCAGACAAGGGCAUCUACCGACCCGGUGACAGCUUCGACUUCAUCGAGCGCUGGAGCGACGUGGACAAGGCGGCCGACAUGGCGACGGACCAGGAGUCGUGGGUGCGGGCGAACCGGAACCUCGUCGCCGACGACAAGACCAGGAAGGAUAAGUUCGCCAUCAGCCAGUGGAUCCUGACGGUCAAGUCCGUGUCGGUGCUGACGUCCAGCAUCGAGGACUACGCGCUCAACCGCGCCUACGACCCCGUCUUCUGGAGGGGCUACUCGAGCUGGAGCCCAUGGAGCUACCCCAGCGUGGUGCUUAUGGACUUUGUCGGUAUCAUCAACAAGGGAGACAAGAAGCUGACCGACAUGAGUGGGGAGGUCAGGGCGCUGAUCAUGGCUGUUAAUGUCGGUUUGGCUAGUAGAAACUGCUGGGUUGGGGGCGGCGGUUUGGAGUGAUUGAGCUGGGAUUCGCUUCAAUAAUAUUCUUUUCUUUCUUUUUUUUUUGGCGUAUUUGCAUUCUUGAUAAUUUUGGAUCAGAUAAAUAUUGGAUACCCUUUUCACGUUACGUUGAUUUUUAUUGUUUUACUUCUAUAUUAGAAUAUUAGAAUAAAUUUCUCACCUG